UUGUGGAGAAAAAACUACUGCUGUGCAGUGUGUUGUGCUAGUGGGUCGUUUCAUGUCAGGUAAAAAAGUCGUGUUGUGCCGUACAGUGACGAAUAAUGGGAAAUUUGAUGAAAAAUAUGGUGCGACUGCUUUCGGCAUUCGUUAAAUAACACGCACUCUUUUACGAGGUGAAGACCAGGCUGCCAAUCAAGCUUUACAUGUAAAACCAACCGAGCUUUUUCGACAUAAUAGAAAAUUAGCUGAUGUGAAUUGAACACACCUUGAAACACAGAAAAUUGAAAGAGAAAAACAGUGAGAAAAAGAAAAGAUAGUAAUAUGCAGCGGAUGUGGUUUAUAGAGAACAAAGAGGAGGAGCAAUUGAAGCAGCUAGAAGAGCCACGUGAGACUAGCUUCAUCGAGGUGGCGACUGAACAUACAUCAGACAUGAGGGGAUCUAAAAGGGACUGGAUUUUUAGGGUCCAGGUGCAUAAACUGGAGAAAAAUGAAGUUUUAUACGUGGUGGGCAAUUUGCCCGAGCUGGGUGCUUGGAAUCACAAUCAAGCAGUUCAAUUAUCACAAGAACAUGGCAGUCGGGAUUCUCCUACACUUUUUGAUAGUAACAGUAGUGCAGAAUUUUAUAGUGAUGAUGGACAUGCUGGGGAAAACUUAUUUGGUGAUGUAGAUGAUGAAGAUGGACAGACAUUUUCACAAAAAGUUUCACUUCCCAUUGAUACCGAUGUAGAAUUUCGAUAUUUCGUUGCUGUCAUCUGUCAAUCCAAUGGUACUAAGAAUUCGGCCAAAACUCUCAUUAUUCGUAGAUGGGAGACUCAUAUGGCACCUCGUCUCAUCAAAAAGAAUGCACCUAGCAAUUUUACUAGCGAUACAUUACCAGAUGCAGACAAAUUUGGUUAUUAUAAUGGUUAUUGUAAAAUUGAACGAGGCUGGUUGACUGACGAAACUGUGGUACAAUUUAAGCUUUUUAAUAAUCCAAUUAAAUUAUGGAAGAAUCGAUUACAAAAUAAAAAAGUUCACAUUAAGAUGACACCUGUAAAUCUAGUUAGGCACAAUUCUUUAGAAUUGCAACAGUUUGGAGGUGAUUGCGUAGAUGAUAGUCUUUCUAUGGAUACACAAGAUAUUGUUGAUCAACCUGCCUUCAGUAUUACGGAAAUAGCGGUUAUGAACGACGAAGAGCCCCACUUCAAGAUUCAGGAACAAUUUGGCCGAGCUUAUAAUGAAGACGAAUUUAUAAUCUUCAAUGUUGCGGUUCGAUAUCCCGAAACUAUCGCAUAUUUAGUGGACUACUACGUGUACAGCUCAAGGUGUUUUCCAGGAGAACCACCAAAUCAUAUUGGUUUCAGCUACAUCUUACCUAGCACGUUACAAGCUAGCGUUGGGCUUUUAACAGUACCAAUUACAAGCACCAAACAUAGACCAAUUGGACAACUUACAGUGGAAUACGUUGUGAUAAAAUCUAUUCCGGAUUAUCCGUGGGACAUGAGUAUUUCAUACGCGAAACAUUGGGAACAACGAUGGUCUGGCCUGGAUGUGGGACACAGAGGGCUCGGUACAUCUUUUCAAACGAAGAACUGUGCUAAUGUACGGGAAAAUACAGUAGCUUCUUUAAAGACCGCAUCAUAUCACGGCGCUGAUAUGGUUGAAUUUGAUGUCCAGUUGUCCAAAGAUCAUAUACCAGUUAUUUAUCACGAUUUUUAUGUAUCUAUUUCAUUAAAACGCAAGAAACAAAUAGAGGCUAUGGACAUGCUGGAAAUACCUGUUAAGGAUCUAACAUUGGAGCAGUUACAUUUGUUGAAGGUUUAUCAUGUGGCUGAAGGUCGAGAAAAAAAUCCGAGAUUCUUUGACGAAGAUUUGGAAGAUCAUCAGCCUUUCCCUACUCUACAGACCGUACUUCAAGAAUUAGAACAGCACGUCGGAUGUAAUAUCGAAAUAAAGUGGACAAUGCAAUUGAAGGAUGGCACAUUUGAACUUAAUCAUCCCUUCGAUCUUAAUUUAUAUUUGGAUAUUAUACUCAAAGUUGUGUUAGAAUAUGGAGGUGACAGAAAAAUCGUUUUCUCGUCUUUUAACCCUGAUAUCUGUGCUAUGAUUCGUCUUAAGCAAAAUAAGUACCCAGUAGUAUUCUUGACCCAAGGCAUAACCUCAAAAUAUCCUACUUAUCAUGAUCCAAGGUGUCAAACGAUACCGAUGGCUGUUAGACAUGCUUUAGCGGCUGAUAUCUUAGGAAUUAAUGUCCAUACCGAAGAUAUUCUUCGAGAUCCGUCUCAAGUUAAAUUAGUAAAAGAUGCUGGGUUAAUUAUCUUCUGCUGGGGGGAUGAUAACAAUGAUAAAGAUACGAUUCAACAUCUGAAAAAACUCGGUUUACAUGCUGUUAUUUAUGACAAAAUUGACGAAUACAAUGCGAAGGAAGUUAAAGAAAGCAUAUUUUUGGUGGAUGCAAGAGAAAAUCAGAAGGCAUUAAUUGCUUUGGCACAGUGUAAUCAAAAUUGUUCAGCCCAAUCUCAAAUUUCCAGUUCUCUUAACUCAGAAAAGGUUGAGGAUUACUAUAUGGACAUUGAUAAAUCGCGAAAUAUGAUUACAACAACAUCAACAACCUCAGUUGCAACUUUUGGUAAGAAUAGUAUUGGUGGUGAUAAUGUAUAUUCUGUGUCGACUGUUAAAUUACCACCUACAUGUGACCAUCAGGAGAGCGAAGAGAUCAGUGAAAUGACAAAAGAUUUUAGCGUUUGCGCGAAAUCCUUCGGCCACUCAGUAAAAGCUAAAAGUAUCUCAGACUUAGUUUGCGGUCAAACAACAGCGCUACCAGAAAUCUACGGAGAGGAUGAAUCUGCAAAGGAUUGUCUUUGAUGUUUCUGUUUCAAGCCAUUCAUGUCGUUGUUUUGUUUAGACAAGGACUGUCUAGAUGAUACAGCAGAUAUUGUUUAGAAAAGGACUUCACAAAAGAAAGGAAAAAACCGAAAAAAAAAAUUUUCUUUUAUAAUUUAUAAUUACUGUAAUCUUUACGAAGGGGUUAAACAGCACUAGUUUCUCCCCUACAGUCCUAGGAUCCGUACAAUUGGAUCAUCUCAACGGCCAUUAUAACGGAAUGUACACAUACACCAGUGCACAAGAAAGACGAUCGAUUGCAUUUUUCACAUCAUUUAUCAUUCCCGCAAUCGAUCGACUUAAUUGUCCAUUUUUUUAUUAUUAUCUUACUUAAAACUCUACACAAUGGCCUUUUUCUUUUAACGCUAAUUGAGUUCAACGUUGGCUGUAUAGAAGAAUGUGAACUCCUGUUAUUUUGACUGUGACAAGCGAGUGCUGGAGUUUUAAGUUUUUAGUACAAAUAUCCUUAAUGUUUUCAUUUAGUCCAUACAAAAACUGUCACCCCUCUCAUAUUCCUGUCUUUACUAAACAUUAAUUUAACAAAACAAAAAAAAGCAGUUUGACAAACAAAUUGAAAAAUAUAUGACAUUACGAGUAUGUACUUUUUUUUUCUUUUUUUUUAAAUAAGUUAUUAAGAAAAUUAAAAAAAAGAUGAUACGAUUGCCUUUGACAGCUUCAAAUGUUGACAAAGCAGCUGCAGGGUACCUAUCUUUCGUAGAUAUAAAAUGUUUCAUAUUCAUUUAUUUAUAUUUCGAAAUAUUUUUAAUAUGACAUCUUAGAAAUCGAAGGAUAUAAAGAUUAGAGAAAAAUUUCUUUAUUGAAUAUUUGCUUAUUUAAAAAUUUUUAACUAAUAAUUAUAAACAAAGGAAAAAAUUAAUUAUUUUUCCAGAUUAAAUAACACGGUGAUUAUCAUUAAACAAUUUCUCUGUCUUUGUACAGCAAUUACUUUAGACAAUUGAAGAUCGGUUCUUUUUUGGUAGAAACAUGAAGAUUGUUCAUUCGCUUUAUUAGGGACUACUUUUUCCUAUCUGAACUUCGACGUCUGAUUAAUUUUAUAUUGUAAUAACUGCAUCAGUAACAGAAUAAGUAGCACGCAAAUAUCUUUUCAAAGUUUUUGAACGGAGAAGAUAAUUUUUACCUCUAUACCGCAUUGGUAGUAUGCUAUACAACUUAAAGAGAGCGAUUGUAUCAAUCGUUAAGAUUCUGGCAGUAUACAGAAUAUCUGUUGGUUUUAGAAAAGUAUAUCGCAGAUAUGUUAAUGGGAUCACAUACGUAAGUGCACACGUAUCGUGCGUUAAAGCGGGGGGGUUACUGAUCUUUUCUAUUGUCAUAGAGGCUAUGCAUUGUAAUAAACCAGUUGAAGGAUAUUAAUCGGUUCGAUAAGUUUGUAAUUAAUGGUAGAAUUUUGAAAAUUCUAAUACAUAUAGGUUAAUGCGUUACAGUCUUCAAGUGUAUAUUGAUAAACUUCAUAUAUAUUUCAGAUUUCUAA
This is a messenger RNA of Megachile rotundata (alfalfa leafcutting bee), 4345 nucleotides long. RefSeq names its product glycerophosphocholine phosphodiesterase GPCPD1. Gene Ontology annotation, molecular function: starch binding; glycerophosphocholine phosphodiesterase activity. Lineage: Eukaryota; Metazoa; Arthropoda; Insecta; Hymenoptera; Megachilidae. The record is from RefSeq and is a predicted model, not a curated record. Gene Ontology annotation, biological process: glycerophospholipid catabolic process.